This is a messenger RNA of Neltuma alba, 799 nucleotides long. Its product is annotated as 40S ribosomal protein S28-1. The coding region runs from base 387 to 584 and encodes 65 amino acids. The transcript has 2 exons. Lineage: Eukaryota; Viridiplantae; Streptophyta; Magnoliopsida; Fabales; Fabaceae. Gene Ontology annotation, molecular function: structural constituent of ribosome. Gene Ontology annotation, cellular component: cytosolic small ribosomal subunit; ribosome. The record is from RefSeq and is a predicted model, not a curated record. Gene Ontology annotation, biological process: ribosomal small subunit assembly; maturation of SSU-rRNA; translation.
UGUUUAGUACACGGGCACUGGUUAAAUUUUAUCACGAACCGGGACGCGUAGCUGAUUAGCUCUCGAUGUUGGAGCUGGUGAAAUUCAUCGCAUGCUCUUUGUCCACUGAUCAUGGCAUCUGAUUAAUUGUUAAUCCACUGAUGAGGUCCUUUAUGGUUUCAAUUUUUUUAAUCACUCAUGAGUGACAAUGUUCCCAUUAUAAAACCAACACCUUGGCUGGCAUCCGUAUUUUUCAUAGAGAAUAUUUUCAGAACAUCUAGAAAGAGAUUCUUUAACCAGAAGGAAUUCAGUGCAGAUGUAGGAUGCCUAUCCAGAAGUUUUCGCAGCUCAUGCAUGAUGAAAUCAUCAAAGAUUUGACCUUUUCGAACUGAGUUUGUGUGAACAGGAUGGAGUCUCAGGCGAAGCAUGCUGUGGUUGUUAAAGUGAUGGGACGCACUGGCUCCAGAGGGCAAGUGACUCAAGUUAGAGUCAAGUUUUUGGAUGAUCAUAACCGUUAUAUUAUGAGGAAUGUGAAAGGACCUGUGAGAGAAGGAGACAUUCUUACCUUACUUGAGUCUGAAAGGGAAGCUAGAAGACUUCGCUAGAGGGUUUCUCUCUGGUUUUUCCUUUUCUUAUUUUGGAUGCUCAAGAUUUUACUAUUUUCUCGUGGUAGAUGAUGGAUGCCAGAUCUAUUGCAUCCUUGGUUGUGAAAGAUAUUCGUACAACGACUGGGUUUAGAUAUUGUUGAGCCUCUGUUUGAAAUUUCCUGUUUGGAUUCGUUUGCCCUUUAAUUAUUGGAUUAGUUUGGAUCAGUUUGCCC